This is a messenger RNA of Sinocyclocheilus grahami, 2002 nucleotides long. RefSeq names its product janus kinase and microtubule-interacting protein 3-like. The record is from RefSeq and is a predicted model, not a curated record. Lineage: Eukaryota; Metazoa; Chordata; Actinopteri; Cypriniformes; Cyprinidae. The transcript is spliced from 18 exons. Gene Ontology annotation, molecular function: microtubule binding; kinase binding. The coding region runs from base 149 to 2002 and encodes 617 amino acids.
GUCUGUGUUGCAUUUCCUGUCUUGAGUGAACCUGGUAACUCUGUGCGUUUCCUCCUGCGGACUGCCGGUCAUGUUUUAUAUAUACUUACUACGACUGUGUCCUGUUUAAGGCAGAAUGUGUGUGACUGUGCUGUGUUCUGUCCUAUAGAUGGAUGAGAUUAAACUAAAGGAGCGCACUGUCUGUGGGCUGGAGAGAGAGCUCAGCGUUCAGGCGGGCCACAUGUGGAAACUACAGCAACAGAAACAGGCUGUAGACACUCAGCUGGCCCUGCUGCGAGACUCCAGCCCCAGACGAGAGGGCCCUUAUUCACCCACUGCAGGAGACGCAGUAGAGAACACAGCUAACCCUAUGCAGCAGUUGGAUGAGAAGGACGCUCGACGUUUCCAACUGAAAAUCGCAGAACUGAGUGCAAUUAUUCGCAAACUAGAAGACCGCAAUGCACUACUGUCAGAGGAACGCAAUGAACUGUUAAAGCGUCUCCGUGAAGCUGAGAGCCAGUAUAAGCCGUUACUAGACAAGAAGAGACGUCUCAGCCACAAGAAUGAGGAGCUGGUUCGUGCAUUGAGACGCAUGGAGAACAAACUGCAGUUCAUCACUCAGGAGAACAUCGAAAUGCGAGAGAAGGCUGGGACGAUACGGCGGCCCAGUUCUUUGAACGAUCUGGAUCAGAGUCAAGAGGAAAGAGAGAUCGAGUUUCUCAGACUACAAGUGCUGGAACAACAGAACAUAAUCGACGAUCUGUCCAAGGCGCUGGAAACCACUGGAUACGUGAAGAGUGUGAUAGAGAGAGACAUGCUGCUGAGAUACAGGAGACAGGACAGCCUACGCAGGAAGAAGCCCUUCAGAACCUGUAGGCCGGUGGUGGAGACGUUUUUUGGCUAUGAUGAGGAAGGCUCUAUAGACUCGGACGGCUCCUCUAUUUCCUACCAGACGGACCGAACGCCCUGCACACCAGACGAUGACCUCGAAGAGGGAAUGCUUAAGGAGGAGACAGAGCUGCGCUUCCGUCAGCUGACGAUGGAGUAUCAGGCUCUUCAGCGAGCUUACGCGCUCCUGCAGGAGCAGGUGGGAGGAACGUUUGAUGCAGAGAAAGAGGUCAAGACUCGAGAGCAGCUUCAGGCCGAACUGAUCCGGUACCAGACCAGAAUAGCAGACCUGGAGUGUGUUCUAAGUCAUCAGGGACAGGAUAUGAAGUGGAUUGAGGAGAAACAAGCUCUGUACAAACGCAACCAAGAGCUUGUAGAAAAGAUUAAAAAUAUGGAGACGGAGGAGACGCGACUGAAAAAUGAAAUUCAGGAUGCAAAAGAUCAAAACGAACUCCUGGAGUUCAGAAUUCUUGAACUUGAAGAAAGAGAGAGAAGAUCUCCAGCCAUAAACUUCCAGUACAUCCAUUUUGCUGAGGGCAUGAGUCCCCUACAGAUGUACUGUGAGGCAGAGGGUGUUACUGACAUUGUGAUCACAGAGCUGAUGAAGAAACUCGAUAUUCUGGGGGAUAACGCCAAUCUGACCAAUGAGGAGCAAGUGGUGGUUAUUCAUGCAAGAACAGUAUUAACGUUAGCAGAGAAGUGGUUAGAGCAAAUCGAAGUCACCAAAUCAGCGUUACAGCAGAAAAUGCUGGACAUCGAAAGUGAAAAGGAGCUGUUUAGCAAACAAAAAGGAUAUUUAGACGAGGAAUUAGACUACAGAAAGCAGUCUUUGGACCAUGCACAUAAGCGUAUCCUUGAGUUAGAGGCGAUGCUGUUUGACGCCUUGCAGCAGGAGGAGACGGGUGGGAAGGUGUCCGAGCUGCUGACCGAGCAGGACCGUGAUUCGCUGAGAGAGGCUGUGGAUCAGUGGAAGAGGCAGGUCUUGAGUGAAUUACGAGAGAGAGAUGCACAGAUACUCAGAGAGAGGAUGGAACUGCUACAACAUGCUCAAGCGCUCACAGGCCUCAAGUGUUCUUCUGUACCAGAGGAGGGUGACACACGUCAUCAGGAGUCCCAGCGAUCUCUUCUGUGCUGA